AUGGUUUAUAAUUACAAGCUUAUAAUUAACUGGAAUUGUAAAGAGUUUGAGCAUGGCAAACUGACAGACUGUCGGUGUUUGGGUUUAGAACUGGAAGCUUUGAAGCAGCGUUUCUGGAAACAUGCCAAUCCUGCAGCCAAACCCAGGGCUGGUCAGACGGUGAAUGUGAACAUCAUAGUGAAAGAUGUGGGCACGGAGGGAAAGGAAGAGCUAAAGGCAGAUGUGGUACCUGUGACCUUGGCAGCUGAGAAGCUGGAUGGAGCAAGCUACACAAAACCAGGUGAAAAGCUUCAGGUGUUGAAAGCUAAGCUUCAAGAGGCAAUGAAACUCCGAAGGUUUGAAGAGCGCCAAAAGCGCCAAGCAUUAUUUAAAUUAGAUAAUGAAGAUGGGUUUGAGGACGAGGAGGAGGAGGAGGAGGAAGAAAUGACAGAUGAGUCUGAGGAAGAUGGAGAAGAGGAGACAGAAGAAGCAGGAGAAGAAAAAGAGAAAGAAGAGGAAGAAUUAGAGGAAGAGGAGGAGAAAGAAGAGGAAGAGGAGAAAGAAGAGGAAGAGGAGGAAGAAGGCAAUGAGGAGAUUGAAGAAUUUCUUCUUAGUAAUGAAGAAAUAGAAACCAAAGAUGAGAAAGAAAUGGAUAAAGAAAAUAAUGAGGGCAGUAGUGAAAUUGAUAAAGCAGUUGGCCUUCUCUCUGAUCCCAAGCCCCUCUCAUCAGAUUCUACCUUACUCCUAUUUAAGGACAGCUCUUUAAAGAUGGGUUACUUUCCUUCUGAAGAAAAAUCAGAAACAGAUGAAAGCUCAAGCAAACAGCCUAGCAAACUAGAGGAAGAUGAUUCAUGUUCAUUGCUGACAAAGGAGAGCAGCCACAAUAGCAGCUUUGAGCUGAUUGGCUCCACCAUUCCAUCCUAUCAGCCUUGCAACAGACAAACAGGCCGAGGAACCAGCUUUUUUCCUGCAGGAGGAUUCCGAUCUCCUUCCCCUGGGUUAUUUCGGUCUAGUUUGGUCAGCUCAGCUUCUAAGAGUUCAGGGAAGCUGUCUGAGCCUUCACUUCCCAUUGAAGAUUCCCAGGAUCUGUAUAACGCCUCCCCAGAGCCUAAGACACUUUUCCUAGGAGCAGGAGACUUCCAGUUCUGUUUAGAAGAUGACACUCAGAGCCAACUGUUGGAUGCAGAUGGGUUCUUAAAUGUUAGGAACCACAGGAAUCAGUACCAAGCCUUGAAACCUCGGUUGCCAUUGGCCAGUAUGGAUGAGAAUGCCAUGGAUGCCAACAUGGAUGAGCUGUUGGAUUUGUGUACUGGGAAGUUUACAACUCAGACUGAAAAACAUCUGUCCACAAAGAGUGACAAGAAAGAGAACAUGGAGGAACUCCUGAAUCUCUGUUCAGGAAAAUUCACUUCUCAGGAUCCCUCCAGCUUGGCUCCAUCAGAGUUCAACAAGCAGGAAAAGGAGAGCAGUAUGGGUGAUCCAAUGGAGGAAGCACUUGCUCUUUGCUCAGGCUCUUUCCCGACAGACAGGGAAGAAGAAGAAGGUGAAGAGGAAGAAUUAGGGGACUUUCAGCUCGUCCCAAAUGAUAAUGAAUUUGAUAGUGAUGAGGAUGAACAGAGUGACUCUGGUGACGAAGAUCUGGCCCUGGAGGACCAUGAAGAUGAUGAUGAAGAAGAACUCUUGAAGCAAUCUGAGAAGCUGAAAAGGCAAAUGAGAUUAAAGAAAUACCUGGAGGACGAGGCAGAGGUGUCAGGAAGUGACGUGGGAAGUGAAGACGAGUAUGAUGGGGAAGAAAUUGAUGAAUAUGAAGAGGACGUAAUUGAUGAAGUACUUCCUUCUGAUGAGGAGCUGCAGAGUCAAAUCAAGAAAAUACACAUGAAAACCAUGUUGGAUGAUGAUAAGCGACAGCUACGUUUAUACCAAGAGCGGUACCUCGCUGAUGGUGAUCUGCAUAGCGACGGGCCUGGGCGAAUGAGGAAAUUCCGAUGGAAAAACAUAGAUGAUGCUUCCCAGAUGGACCUGUUCCACAGAGACUCUGAUGAUGAUCAGAUUGAAGAACAGCUUGACGAGACAGAAGCCAGAUGGAGGAAGGAGCGAAUUGAACGAGAGCAGUGGCUUCGGGACCAGGCACAGCAGGGGAAAAUUACAACUGAAGAAGAGGAAGAAAUUGGAGAAGACAGUCAGUUUAUGAUGCUAGCCAAGAAGGUUACAGCCAAAGCACUGCAGAAGAAUGCCAAUCGUCCUGUGGUUAUUCAGGAAUCAAAGUCUCUUCUCAGAAACCCUUUUGAAGCCAUCACAGCAGGAAGCGCUCACCAGCGGAAGACAGGGUCCCUGCUAAACCAGCCCAAAGCUGUGCUUCAGAAACUGGCUGCCCUCUCCGACCUCAACCCCAGUGCCCCGCGAAAUUCAAGAAACUUUGUUUUUCAUACACUUUCUCCCGUCAAAGCUGAGGCAAAGGAGUCCUCUAAACCUCAGGUGAGGAAAAGGGGUCCAGCUUUGAUGACAUCGCCUUCACCUAAACGCCUCAAAACAGAUGACAGCACUUCAGGACCAAAGCGGAGCAUCUUCAAAUACUUGGAAAGCUAACAGCGUCGGGGGCGCCAGCUUCCUUGUUGAGACUGCUUUGAGAAGGUUCUGGAACUGAAGGUUGGAAUCUGUGCUCUCACUGCUGAUCUCGCCUUCCUUCCCACCCAGUGUGUUGAGAUUAUCGACAGAGAUCCCAGUUCUUUCUACUGCACAGCUCUGAUCCUUUCCCAACAGUAGCUCCUGGAUUGGCUACCAAUUUCAAUUCCACAAUGGAUGGAUUACUUGAGUGAAGUGAAGUCUCUCUUCCUCCAUUAAACAUUUGACAUUUUAUCCUAACAACUCCCGGGGGUAAUAAUACCUCUUUGUGAUGGAGCUGUUUGGAGGAGGAGGAAGAAGGAAAACUGUGGCGUUAUAGAAAGCAGUGAAAGUCAGAACCAGAAUGACUCCAAACCCAUAAGACCCCUACCACGGAACCAGGACUCUUGACAGAGGAACUUCUCAGAUGAAAGACUAGGAACCAGCAGGUGGGCUAUUAAGUAGUCUGGCCCCUUCCAUUUGCCUGUAUGCUUCUUCCCAAGGCAGCUGCAACUUUGUAGUUAACUCUUGCUACCUUUUUAACAAGGACUUUAACUGGGAACCAAGUCAGAAAGACCUUGGCCCAAAUUUUCUGGAGUGUGGGGAUGAACAUAAAGGAUCACACCUUGUGUCUGUCCACAUGGGAUGGUCCGUUGGGCAGAGACCUUUCCUGGGACUAAAUUUUGAAACACUUGCUCAAAGCCUUCCCUCCUCCAGCUCAUAAGAAGAAAUACAGCCAUUAUUUAUUGUGUUCUCUUAGAUUGAGCAUGUUGCCCUGACCAAUCAGACGACAUGUCAAUAUUUCAUUACUGAUUUUGAGAGAAGACCACCAUGGAGUUUAAUAAAAAUACUGUUGAAGAUCAUUACCAUUGCUCCCCAUUUUCCCUGACUACCAAGGAGCUCUCAGAACUUUAGGCAAAUUCUUCUUUCCCAGAACUGAGCAUCAGAAAACUUUCCAUGUGGAUGCUGGAUUUUUGAUGUCAAGACAUUGGGGGAUGAGGAAUUCCACGGAAAUGAGGGUGUAGAUUUUCUGCGAUUUUUUUUCUGAUACGCAAGAUGCGGACUUUGACAGAACUCAUGGUUGUAUAUUUGUAAUCUUGUAACGGGGAUUAUGUGUAUAAAGAUGUUUUAAUAAGUAUGUAGUUUUUUCAAUAAAUAUCCAUGGCUUGAAGGCA
Oryctolagus cuniculus (rabbit) is the source of this 3755-nucleotide messenger RNA. NCBI's taxonomy places the organism in Eukaryota, Metazoa, Chordata, Mammalia, Lagomorpha, Leporidae. The record is from RefSeq and is a predicted model, not a curated record.